CCCUCCCCCGCACACGGACGCGAUGUGAGUGAACGAGACGCGGUGGGGUGGCUACGGGACGUGGUGGUGGUGGUGGCUGCCUCGCGUGUUUCACAGCGAAGCCUCCUCCUCGCCGCCGCUGCCGGGAUCCCCGAGGGGUUCGCCGCCUACGAGGGGACGUCGCUCGAGGAUUGCGGUGCUUGCCUCGAGACUCGUUGAGCCACACUAAAGCAAGUGACUCCAGCCAUGGCGGCUGCUGCUCCCGGGUCAGGGGACAUCAUUCAGCUCAACGUGGGGGGCACCAGGUUCAGCACUUCCAGACAGACGCUCACCUGGGUCCCUGACUCCUUCUUCUCCAGCCUCCUAAGUGGAAGAAUCUCAACGCUGAGGGAUGAAACUGGAGCUAUCUUCAUUGAUCGAGACCCCAUGGCUUUUGUGCCAAUCCUCAACUUCCUGCGCACCAAGGAGCUGGACCUGAGGGGCGUUGGCAUCAGCGUUUUGAGGCACGAGGCGGAAUUUUACGGCAUCACCCCACUGGUGCGGAGGCUGCAGCUGUGCGAGGAGCUGGAGAGGUCAUCCUGUGGGAACGUCCUCUUCCACGGCUACCUCCCCACGCCCGUCUUCCCCAGUCACUGCGCGAGCAACCUGUCGCGGGAGACGUCCAUGCCUGCGCUGGGGAUGCCGGCACCCACCAGAACCUGGGAUCACUGCUCCACCCGGGCGCCGCCCGCAGGCGCGGUGGCCCAGCGGACGUCGCCCCCUGGCGCCGCGGGCAUGGACGCGUGCGAGGCAGCCGUGAGCUCGCUGCUGGAUCCGCGCAGGGUCCUCAUUGUGUGCGGCCACCACAACUGGAUCGCGGUGGCGUACGCACAUGCCGUUGUCUGCUACAGAGUGAAGGAGUCAUCGGGCUGGCAGCAGGUGUUCAGCAGCCCCUAUCUGGAGUGGACGGUGGAGCGCGUCGCCCUCAAUGCAAAGGUGGUGGGCGCCCCGCUCGGCGACAAGGACAAGAUGGUGGCCGUAGCCGGAGGGCACAAGAUCGUGCUGUGGAGCAUCCAGGACGGCAGCAGCGGCAACGAGAUCGGAGUGUUCAGCCUCGGCGUGUCUGUGGACGCUCUCUUCUUCAUCGGCAAUCAGCUGGUGGCCACCAGCCACACGGGGAAGGUGGGCGUGUGGAACGCCGUCACGCAGCACUGGCAGGUGCAGGACGUGGUUCCCGUGACGAGCCACGACACGGCCGGCUCCUUCCUCCUGCUCGGCUGCAACAAUGGCUCCAUCUACUAUAUCGGUCAGAGCCCUGGCAGCCACGCGGGGCUGCACUGGAGCCCUGUUAGCACUCUCCGCAGCGACCCUGUUAAGUUGGCGGGUCUGUGUAUUCAAAAACCGUCCUUAGCGUUCAUUCUCGUUUUUCCUGCAGAUAUGCAGAAGUUCCCGCUGCGCAUGAAGGACAACGACCUUCUGGUAACGGAGCUCUACCACGACCCGUCCAACGACGCCAUCACCGCGCUCAGCGUCUACCUCACCCCGAAAACGAGCGUGAGCGGGAACUGGAUCGAGAUCUCGUACGGGACGAGCUCGGGCGCCGUGCGCGUCAUCGUACAGCACCCGGAGACCGUGGGCUCGGGCCCACAGCUCUUUCAGACGUUCACGGUGCACCGCAGCCCCAUCAUCAAGACAAUGCUCUCCGAGAAGCACCUCGUGUCGGUCUGCGCCGACAACAACCACGUCCGCACGUGGACUGUGACACGGUUCCGAGGUAUGAUCUCCACGCAGCCCGGAUCCACGCCGCUCGCGUCCUUCAAGAUCCUCGCGCUCGAGGAGGGAGGGAGCAGUAGCCUCUGCUACGGCGCCGGCAACGACAUCGGCCCCUACGGCGAGCGUGACGACCAGCAGGUGUUCAUCCAGAAGGUGGUGCCCGUCACGGACCAGCUGCUCGUGCGCCUCUCCUCCACGGGGCGGCGGAUCUGCGAGAUCCGCUCGGUGGACGCCACCACCAUAACGUGCUUCACUGUGCACGAGUGCGAGGGCUCAAGCCGCAUGGGCUCGCGCCCUCGCCGCUACCUCUUCACGGGCCACGCCAACGGCAGCAUCCAGAUGUGGGACCUCACCACCGCCAUGGAGGUGGCCAGCCGCACCGAGGAGCAUGACGAGGUUGGCAGCCCCUCCGAAGUGGAGCUGCUGCGGCUGCUUGACCAGUGCGACCUGAGCGCGUCGCGCUGCGCCACCCCCAACGUGAGCCCCGCGUCCUCGCUCGUGCAGCCCACCCGCCUGCGUGCCUCCACGUCAAGCCUCCAGCUGCAGCCCAGCGACGCGUUCCGCGACCGCUUCUACAGCGACCGCCUCUGGAGCACGGCUGACUGCAGCCCGUACGGCAGCUUACGCGCCACGCGCGACAGUCCACUCACGACCCGUGCCAGACGCACUGAGAGCUUCCACAGCACUCGCGACUUCUCCACCGCCGACUGCCCGAGCCGCCCGGUCAGCGGAGAGCAGCACCUACCUCUACGCCACACGCUGCAGCAGCACCAGCAGCAGCAGCAGCUGCCGCAGCAGCAACAGCAGCAACAGAACCAGCACCCUCACCGCGACGGCGGUGGUGGGGGCAUGAUGGUGAGGUUUGGCGCCGAAGGUGGAGUCGGUGGGCCGAGGCUGCGGCUCGCGCAAGACGUUGCCGGCAGUAGGGAGUUCUCGCCGAGCGAUGUCAAUGGUGCCGGCGGCGGUGGACGGCACGGCUCGGCGGCGCUCCCUGCCCCGGACGGUAGCGACGGCAGGGCCAAGCAGACCAAGCGCCUGGCGCUCUCUGGCACCUCUGGCGCGACGCCGGGCUCUGCCGCGGCGAGGUGUUACUAUGACGGCGGCCACGAUGCGAGGCUACCGCAGCGGCCGGGUGGCCUCGGGGGACCGACGGCGCAGGAGGGCCGCGCGGCAUGCACUGCCGCUGCCGCCACCGCUGGCGGUGCGCGAGCCGGAACGACUGCGCCGGACGUCGGGGGGUUAGGCUCGGCGCCAAGAGGGGCGGCCACCGACGAGGGCAAGCAGCGGCACGCCGGCGAGGGGAGUCCCCUGAAGUCGCCUGACGUGAAGAAGAGAGGUGAGGAGGAGGACUGCGAUUCGGGCAUCGGUGUCAGAAAGAAGGUCCCAUUCGAGGGUGUCCUGUCACGGCGGAAAAACGCGCCAGCGAGCGCGACGGCCACAUCGCCGCCUCCCUCGUCCCCGCCGCCGCCGCCACCACCGCCACCGCUGCCGCCCCCUCCUCCAUCGUCGGCAUCGUCCCCACCCUGUACUGGGGCAGCAAAGAGCGCGGGGGAUGGAGCUGGGUAUCCUUCUCCGCCACUGACACCACAACAGCAGCAGCAGGCGCAGAGGCAGAAGCGUGGAGAGGUGGCCUGUCAUGAGUACACUGUGUGAGCUGCGGUUAAUGCGUGCAUUUACACAGAGUGAAAACUGCACACUGCAAAAAAAAUAGUUUAAAUAAAUGCUCCGUUACUUUCUCUGCUUUCCCACCCCGAUUUGCUGGCCUUAUUCAUGUGUGUAGUGUUGUCCUAACAGCCUGGAAAGGCAGGGUUGGUGGGUCGUGAUGAGAUAUAUAAUCACGUCCAUCGGACAACCCUGCUAUGGGGAUAUGAGGUGGCCAGCGGGAGGCAGUGCAGCAAGUAGGCUGCUGUCCUAUUUGUAUAUACAAUUGAGUGUUCUCUCUCCCCAUGCGUGGAGUUUUCUCCAGGUGUACUGUACUCUGGUUAACUCUCACUUGUAAAAAAUACAUAUCAAGCAGCAUCUGCUUGAAUACAAGUAUUGAGUCUCAGAUGGGGAUUUCCGAAGAAAUUACUUUUGAGAUUCGACACACUCGAGACUGCAUGCGACGUCUCAUAGCAGCUCAGCUCUGUUUUGAGCUGCUGCCCACACUAGUCAAAAAAGUGGGGGGUAGUCACGACGGGCUCACUGUUUAUUUAACGUUAUUUUCAUCACGGUCCGUUUACAUUUGUUGUUUAGCAAUGCAGAAUUUGUCUCCACGAACCCCUGCACAGGUUACUAACAAAGUAUGUUUACCCUAUUCUUUGGGUCUUUCGGUAAAGUCACGUAGAUAGGUUCAAAUUAAAUAGCAAAAAAUAACCAAAAACUACGACGUUUCGAUCGCAACACAACCGUUCGUCAUCUUUGAACCUAUCUACGUGACUUUACCGAAAGACCCAAAGAAUAUGAAUUCCUGCAGUCACGAAAGCUUUAAGUCAAGAUUUAUGUUUACCCUCUUUAGAUAUACCAGAAUGUGCCAGGAAGGCAUUGUAGAUGUAAUGUUCAAGAUAUGGUUGUGAUGGGUGGGACACGUACAGGAUGGAGGAGGGCAGGUUACCAAGACAGGCAUUGGGAGUGUGAAGCUAUCGAACAUUCCAAAUUGGUAGCUUUUCAGGACAAGUCCCAGUUGCAGAAGAGCUGUCCCGGUUGUCCCGAAGAGUUUCUGGAAAUCGGGAUUCAUUCCCAGUUUAAUAUUUUCUGGCCUCCUCCUUGACUUAUAAGGACAAUGCCCGAGUAGUGGGCAUGGUUGGCAGAGGAGUAGAUGGACAAUGUUAUGAAGAGCAAAUCCACACUCUGUGGGCAGGGCCAGUGGUUGAGUAGGCGUGGUUAUGUAAAAGCAGGCGGGGGCUGCCAACUCGCCAUGUAUCCUGGGGUGCAUUCAAAUGGUCGAGAGCUUUUCCGUAAUGCCACGUGAUGGAAGUUGGUGGUUCGUGCUUAUUUGAACGGUGCGUUAGGACGGCGAGCACCUCGCAAUGACAAGUGACGUCACGCACCUGCUCCGCCAAUGGGCGCACACACGUUGUGUUCGUGAACCCAGAGUUCGAACGUACGGUGCCUCCGAUUGGCUGGAUUUUGACAUGCCGACCCUUAUGCUUAGCCUUGCAGCUCCUCAGACCGUUAGCUUCCCGUUGUGAUGCGCUGUGGGCUAACAGGUCGUUCAAUAGAAAAGCACUUUGGAGCUCUGUUGAAUGCGCGCACACCCCCUUAUUGAGCCUCGCAGAAAUAUUUGUGAAAUUUAAUUGUAGUGGCACCCAAAGGAAACCGACCAAUGGGGGGAAGCGGUAAAAUCAGAGACUCAUCGCCUCC
Messenger RNA from Lethenteron reissneri (Far Eastern brook lamprey), 5073 nucleotides. Its product is annotated as BTB/POZ domain-containing protein KCTD3-like. NCBI's taxonomy places the organism in Eukaryota, Metazoa, Chordata, Hyperoartia, Petromyzontiformes, Petromyzontidae. The record is from RefSeq and is a predicted model, not a curated record. Gene Ontology annotation, molecular function: protein binding. Gene Ontology annotation, biological process: protein homooligomerization.